CCUCCCUCUCUCUCUCUCUGAUUUCUGAUGGAUAAGGAGCACUCAGCGCGUGGUAAACAAACUCCUCCAUCAAUUGGUUCUCCAAGGAACGAAAAGCCUGAUGGGAUCUCACAAAAGGUUAAUGGCCAUAAGAGUACCACCCCUGAAGUCCUUCAAGUCCCCAAGACUUCCAAAUUCCCUGACAGUAGCAGGUACUUGAGCCCAACGGAUCUUAUGAUGUCCCCUGUUUCCAAGAGGUUGCUUGCCAGGAACCAAAAGGUCACAACUCUCUCAAUGCAAGCAGAAAACUCCUUCAUGGGAUCAGGUCUCUUUGGAACAUAAAGUCUCAGCAUGCGUGGGCAGAAGAAUUCAUUUGCCCCCCAAUCUUAGCGAGGUCUGGAAAGAGAUGACAUCUUUCUCCUACCAAGUCUUGUGAUUGGAGUAGAGGGAGAUAGAGGGAAACUCUGCCAGCAUAUGUAAUGGAUCCACAAUGUUUUCUAGUGCUUCUUAGAGUGAAUGAAAUUAGAAUUUUUAAAUGUAUGUUUAUUCAUAUGACAAA
Messenger RNA from Elaeis guineensis (African oil palm), 538 nucleotides. RefSeq lists its product as uncharacterized. Lineage: Eukaryota; Viridiplantae; Streptophyta; Magnoliopsida; Arecales; Arecaceae. The record is from RefSeq and is a predicted model, not a curated record.